Dendrobium catenatum is the source of this 2142-nucleotide messenger RNA. Its product is annotated as F-box protein At1g67340. The coding region runs from base 281 to 1324 and encodes 347 amino acids. The record is from RefSeq and is a predicted model, not a curated record. Lineage: Eukaryota; Viridiplantae; Streptophyta; Magnoliopsida; Asparagales; Orchidaceae. Gene Ontology annotation, molecular function: protein binding. The transcript is spliced from 3 exons.
GUAUUUAGUAAAAUAAAAAUUUGAAAUAGAAAUUCAAAUUGUCAAAAUAUCCCGCAGAGGACGCUUCCGUACAACAAAAACUACCUUCUUUAUUUAUGGUACCAGUAAUUAUAUAGGCUCGAGGGGUAUAAAUGUAAAAUCAGAUACGAUUUCCUCGCCCUUCUAUAUAUAUCUCGAUGGAUUCCAUCCUCAUCGUUGGUCCGCUGGACGGCUCAUCGGCUUCCUGAAAAACCAGUUGAGAGAGAGGGAAAGGGGUUCUCGUAACGUGAGCGAACAGAAAAUGGAACGACGGACUUCUCAGCGGCGAAAUGUGGCAGCUUCAAUGCAACCCAAAACCCCCAGAGUCACUCCGAAACGCCGCCGGAGCUCUGCUCCGGAUCAUUCAACGGGCGAAAACGCCGGAGAUGAGAUCGCCGGCGAUUUUUUCUACUGGAUGCACGACGAUCUUGUCGUAACCAUCCUCUCCAAACUGAGUUCUACAGCCUCCCGGCCCUCCGAUUUCAUCAACUCUAUCUUAUCAUGCAAAAGAUUUCGCUUUUUGUGUCUCACCAAACCAGUUCUUUCAAGGGCCUCUGUGAGAGUGCUUGCGGUGAAGGCCAAAAACUGGUCGGAUUCUGCUCAUCGAUUUCUCUGGUGCUGCUGUAUGGCCGGCAAUAUGCAUGCCUGCUAUAUGCUUGGAAUGAUCCGAUUCUACUGUUUAGGUAACAGAUUAACUGGAAUAUCUCUGCUGGCGAAAGCGGCGAUGGGAUUUCAUGCUCGGGCGCUUUACUCUCUUGCCAUUAUUCAGUUUAAUGGCAGCGGAGGUUCCAAAAGGCAGAAAGACUUACAAGCCGGAGUAGCGUUCUGCGCUCGCGCGGCCUCUCUGGGCCAUUUAAAUGCCCUAAGGGAAUUCGGCCAUUGCCUUCAAGAUGGCUACGGAGUUCGUCAGAACAUACUUCAAGGUCGCCGUUGUCUGAUCCAUGUUUACUACAACGAGACCACCGGCGAGGUGAGGACGGAUAAGGAGCCGCACCCAGUCAAUGUUUUCAUGGCGGAUUGGUUUGCUCAGAGACCAGGAAUAUUGGACAAAGAGGAUCUCAGGCUUUGUUCGAACAAAGGUUGCGGACGGCCGGAGACUCGAAUGUACGAAUUCCGGCGAUGUUCUCUGUGUGGAACAGUGAACUACUGCUCGCGCGCUUGUCAGGCGAUUGACUGGAAGAUCUUGCAUAAGAUGAGUUGUACGGCUGGGUUACUCAGACUAAGGUUUCCGGCCGUUUUUCCUGCCGUAGCUGCCGCCGGAGGUGGCGGUGGAGAUGGUGGUGCUGUGGAAGAGGCAGCGGUUUGAUCUACUUGGCUGAGGUUUUUGUUAUUUCCCUUUUUUCACUCUGCCAUUUUGAAUGAAGUUUGAACUUUUGAACAUUGAAGCAGUGUAAAUCGGUUUUGGUGGGCCCAAGGCUUAUGAUAUCAGCGUUUUGAUGAUAAUUUAUUUCUUCCCCAAAAAUGAUAAUUUAUUUUAUUUAAGAAAAGGGUAUCUUUUCUAAGGUAACCUAAUUAUUUAGUCAAAAUUUUUUUAUUAGUAUUUUGAAAAAAAAAUAUACACACGUCGCAUAUGUGUAAAAUUAUUUUGUGCAGAUAUGAACACUAUCAAGAGGCGAAUCAAAACUCGUCACGUCAUUUUUUUAUGUGUAUCACGGUUGUGUAAUGUUGUACGUGUAUCUGGUGAUGUGGCACAUUCUGAUUCGCCUGCAGACGGUCUGAUGUUCGCACAAAAAAUAGCUCACUUGAAAUCAUUACCUCUUAAUUAAUAGUCAAAGCUCCCAACCAAAAGAUCAACAUGAGCUCUAGGGGUGUCCAUAUUUGACACGACACGAAAACCCGACUUGAACCCGACCCAGAAUUUCGGGUUUGACCCAACUCGAUUUCAAACCGGCUCGGGUUGACCCGUCGAGUUAUUACCGGACCUCGAUCGUCAAAUUGCCAGAAUCUAACCACUACCACCUGAACACCUCUCAUCUCUUAUCGCCUUGGCAAUAUUUUCCAACACUCUCACAAGAGGAUGAGCUAUAAGUGCUCGUACUCUUAUAGUCCCACUUUUUCCAAUUUAGGAAAAUAAAAAAUAAAUCUUUGUAAUUGAUACUCACCUAUUAUAAUUAUUUCAAUUGA